AUGCAUUUCGGCCGGACGACUUCCCUGGUUUGUGCUUUCCAUCUCUUCAUUACUCCUUACUGGUGCCUGCCGGUUGAUGAGCACCACCUCUCACAUUCCCAAGGCCUGUCGCCAAGAGCAACAUACUCAGUGGUCCCGAUCGAUGGGGGUCCGGGUCCGGAAGACGGCUCCAGUGGGUCCGGCACAGGCGCCGGCUCCGGAAGUUCGCCGGUCAAGACGGUGACGGUCACCGUGGUGGAGGCGCCACCUCCGAAAACGUCGUUCCACACCGUUUACAUCACGCAGGCCCCAGUCACAUACCGUACCACAGACAGCCUCAUGGUCACAAAAACGAUUCAAAUUGUGAGCAUGGGACCGCCGCGCUCAGCAAGCUCUGCCUUCGUCUCUUCCGCUUCCACCGGCGAGCCUGCGUCAACGUCAUCGGCAACAACAUCGCCGCCAUCAAGACUGGCAUCUACCAGUCCGACCUCACUCAGAUCCUUCUUGAGCACCUCAACCACAAUCCCACUGUCAAGCGCACCAUCAUCCACCACCGCCCCCCUGCAAACGGGGCUCACCACCAGCACCAGGACACAUGAUAACAGCCAGUGGCACACGUCGUACCCGUCAUGGAACGGGACCCUGUUGCACAGAGAAUCUCGCGGUUGGCGCAAGCCACGGCGAGUUGUUUGA
This is a messenger RNA of Parathielavia appendiculata, 672 nucleotides long. RefSeq lists its product as uncharacterized. The record is from RefSeq and is a predicted model, not a curated record. The transcript has a single exon. Bases 1 to 672 code for a protein of 223 amino acids. NCBI's taxonomy places the organism in Eukaryota, Fungi, Ascomycota, Sordariomycetes, Sordariales, Chaetomiaceae.